Papilio polytes (common Mormon) is the source of this 2495-nucleotide messenger RNA. Its product is annotated as spermatogenesis-associated protein 5. Gene Ontology annotation, molecular function: ATP hydrolysis activity; ATP binding. Gene Ontology annotation, cellular component: cytoplasm. Bases 223 to 2460 code for a protein of 745 amino acids. The transcript is spliced from 2 exons. Lineage: Eukaryota; Metazoa; Arthropoda; Insecta; Lepidoptera; Papilionidae. The record is from RefSeq and is a predicted model, not a curated record.
UCGAAAUAAGUAAAUCAAUAUCAUUGACACUUCAUUGACAUUUAUGGAUCUGUCUGUCUAAGACUGAGCUGUUUUUGUCGACAAUGAGUUAAAAUGUGGUAAAUCUCCGAUUUAUUGUGACUUUCCGAUGAGCCCUUGAGUUUAUAUUUUAAAAGAACGACACUGUUUUUGAAUUGAUUCUCUUACAGUGAGACGCACAGUGCUAUUACAGUGCAUUAAAAAAUGGCACCCAAACAAAGUAAAAAGACAUUGUGGUUAGAAUGUGAACAUUGUGGUUGUAAUAUACCCUCGAGUGAUAAAAACAUACAUUUGGAAUUAAAAUGCGCGAAAGAACAAAUGAAAUGUCCAUAUAUGCAAGAUGGCAAAUUACAUACAUAUUUGCAGCGGGGCAGCGCUCCGCCGGAUGGUGCCCCGCGCGAUUCCGUACUAUUACAUCCUACAACUGCAUCUCUGCUCGGCGCAGUCAUCGGAGCACCCGUAGAACUCACCAGAUUGGGCGCUCCUAAGCUCGUGAAACGCGUCUGGCCUUCCAGAUCUUCCGCAGCUGCUGCUGUAAUUCUACCGGCUGCUGAUUUGUCUGGAGCUUGGUGUGGAGGUGGGGGUCAAGUUACAGUGUCAUUGCUCUCUAGACAGCUGAAAGCAGCCUUUCAUGUUUACUUUAAAAUUAACGACAAUAAGGUAGAGUCAGAUAUUACCGAAAUUCUAAAGGAGCACUUUAACAAUAUUUUAAUCUCAUUUGGCAGCAUUCUUGUCUACUAUUACUUUGGUAGGAAACUAGAAAUUGUGAUGAAGAGAAUUAAUUCUGAAGAAGAUGAGAAUAGCAACUUAGCAUGGUAUGUUCUUAAUGAGAAUACUGUUUGGGAACAAGAGAAGACGGAAGAAAAAAAGAAAAGGAAACCGAUCAAAUUGGGUGGCAUUGAUGAUAUUCUGGAUGAAAUAAAAACAUUAAUCAAGAUAUCAUUUAAUAUUGAAAGUGCAUUUGCCAACUUCCAACCGACCCGAGGUCUGUUACUUUAUGGUCAUUCAGGUAUAGGGAAAUCCGCUAUUUGUAAAUAUCUUAUUGAAAAUUUACAUUGUUUCCAUCUAGAGUUGAAUGGGCCAGCUAUUUUCAGCAAAUACUUUGGAGAAACUGAAGCAACUAUGAAAAAUAUUUUUGCAAAAGCUGUCGCUAAUGAACCGACUAUAAUUUUAGUUGAUGAGAUUGAAACAAUAUGCCCGCGACGCUCGUCAGGCAGCACGGAGCAGGAACGGAGAGUAACAUCUGCUUUCGUUUCACUAUUAGAUAACUUACAUUCAGAAGGAAAUAGAGUGUUUGUUCUCGCAACAACCAGGAAACCGGACGCCAUAGACCCAAUGUUAAGACGGUUCGGAAGGCUGGAUAAAGAAAUUGAAGUGCCCAUACCUGAUAGAAUUAGACGUAAAGACAUUUUGUAUACCUUGUUACAAAGUCUGCCCAAUAAAAUUUCCUCACAGGAUAUCGACUCGAUAUCUGAUUUAGCUCACGGCUACGUCGCCGCUGAUAUUGUUAACCUGUGCACACAAGCUUCUCUGAGAUGUAUUAAAGAUAAUAGUGACUUCAUACUCAAGGAACACAUGUUAACUGCAUUGACUGUCGUAAGGCCUAGCGCUAUGAGAGAGCUACUAAUAGAAGUUCCGAACGUCAGAUGGUCAGAUAUUGGAGGACAAGAUGAUUUAAAACUGAAAUUACGUCAAGCUGUGGAAUGGCCUCUGAAGCAUGCCGAGAGUUUCAAGCGGCUGGGCAUUCGGCCGCCGAGUGGAGUGCUGCUGUAUGGACCACCCGGCUGCUCAAAGACCAUGAUCGCAAAAGCCUUGGCGACAGAAAGUGGUCUCAAUUUCUUAUCAAUCAAAGGGCCAGAAUUAUUUUCCAAAUGGGUCGGUGAAUCAGAAAAGGCGGUCAGGGAUUUGUUUAGAAAAGCGCGUCAGGUGGCUCCUUCUAUAAUUUUCUUUGAUGAAAUGGAUGCUAUAGGCGGGGAGCGCGGCUCGGGCGAGGCGGGGGUGCACGAGCGGGUGCUGGCGCAGCUGCUGACGGAGCUGGACGGUGUGGUGCCACUGAAAGCUGUCACGAUAGUAGCAGCUACCAACCGCCCGGACAGAAUGGACCGAGCGUUGCUGAGACCUGGACGUCUGGAUCGUCUUAUUUACGUGCCACUGCCUGAUAUCGAGACAAGAUUGCAGAUACUAGAGUUGAAAUUGUCUAAAAUGAGUGUUAGCGACGAUGUGAACCCGCACGUUCUCGCAGCUAAAACGGAAGGAUUCUCGGGAGCGGAGUUAGAAGCGUUGUGUCACGAGGCAGCUUUAAAUGCAUUGGAGAGGGACAUAGAUUGCCAGGAAGUCAGGAUGGAACAUUUUGAACGUGUAUUCAUAGAUUUUAUCCCUCGUACUCCCGAGUCUUUGUUGAGGGUGUACGAGGAAUUUUCUUUGGGUCUAAGAUCUGAGUAAACGACAAUACGCUAAUAAUUUAAUAUUGGUGUCAG